This is a messenger RNA of Pseudogymnoascus destructans, 1454 nucleotides long. RefSeq lists its product as uncharacterized. Gene Ontology annotation, cellular component: cell division site; plasma membrane; growing cell tip. The record is from RefSeq and is a predicted model, not a curated record. The transcript is spliced from 2 exons. Lineage: Eukaryota; Fungi; Ascomycota; Leotiomycetes; Thelebolales; Thelebolaceae. The coding region runs from base 231 to 911 and encodes 226 amino acids.
GAGGGAGGGAGGGAGGCGAGAGAAUAAAGAGUCUUGGUCCCCCUUGGUUUUUGUUGUGCGUCUCUUAUUGUUUUUUUUUGUUUAUGUUGUGUUAUAUCGACCAAACAAACUUUCACCAUCCAUCGUACAUUGCGCAAUAUAUACGACGAAGAUAGCAAACGUCUAUCCAAUCGAUCUGAGUGCAAGGGAAAUCAAAAAAGGAGACGAAGAAAAACGACGAGACCGCAAAGAUGGUCCUCGCAUUCUUCCGCCAUUUGGGCUCGUUCCUGCUCUUCGCAGCCUGCAUCCUCCUCAUCAUCACCACCAUCACCGCCCCGCUCAUCAAGAACCUCGCCAUCCUCCGCGUCGACCUCGAGAAUGGCGGAACCGUCAACUUUGGUACCUUCGGGUACUGCAUCCUAACCGAUAGCGGAAACACCUGCACAAACUCCCACAUCGGUUACUCCCCCGUCCCCCUCCUCGACACCCUCGGCGCGGGCGACUACGGCUCGGCAUCCAAGAACACCGCCGACGCACUCACCCGCGUCAUGGUCCUGCACCCCGUCGCCUGCGGUCUUGCCUUCCUCGCCUUCCUCGCCUCGCUCGGGGCUUCCAUCUUCGGUUCCCUGUGUGCGGCGCUCAUCUCUAGCGUUGCGUGGUUGGUUACUCUCGUUGUGCUGAUUACGGAUUUCGUCGCCUGGGGAAUUGUGAAGAAGAAGGUCAACGAUGAUGGGCAUGGCCAUGCUAGGUUUGAGGUGGGGAUCUGGACGCUGCUUGCCGCGUUUGUGGUGUUGUUCUUGGCGACGCUGAUGGUGCUGCUAACCUGCUGCUCCGGGCGCAGGGAGAAGAAGCGCGCAGGAGGAAGGAAGGUGGAGCCGGAUGUUGAUAGGCCCGGCAGGCCCGUCAGUAGACGCUGGUACCAGAGGAGAUAAACAACUCGUGGAGUUGUGAGAUCUGUAAAGGAGGAAGGAAAGGGAAGGGGGUGUGUUUUGGACGGUCGGAUGAAGUGUAUACUGGAUGAAGGGGGCGAGUCUCAUGUGCCGAUCCGGCGCUGGGAAAUGUAUAUGGGCGCGAUGAUGGGGAUGCAGAGAUAAUAAAAAACAUAAUUCCAUAGCUUAAUGAUGCCAAUCCUCGACUUCCAAUGAUCAAGGUUUCGAAACGCGCAUCUGAGUCAAACGCGCAUCUGAGUCAAUAAACUUAUAAGGGCCUCAUUGGCUUGGGAUGUCACAUCAAAAUCUCAUAUUCCAUAUACCUACUACUCCUCCCACCCAAAAUAAAUCCAGUCCCCUCAGCCCUCCAACCCUAGACCCUUGCCACAAAACCAGAAACCUACAAACAUUAGACCCCCUACCCCCAUCAGCCCAUCCCAUCACCCAUUACCAAGAAUGCGGGAAUCCGGGGAAACAAAGCCAGCCGAGCCUACAUGUAACACAUAGUCACUGGAGGUUUGGAAGUGUUGAUUGGUAGACAAGUUG